This is a messenger RNA of Corapipo altera (White-ruffed manakin), 622 nucleotides long. RefSeq names its product retinol binding protein 5 (gene RBP5). The coding region runs from base 134 to 541 and encodes 135 amino acids. The transcript is spliced from 4 exons. NCBI's taxonomy places the organism in Eukaryota, Metazoa, Chordata, Aves, Passeriformes, Pipridae. Gene Ontology annotation, biological process: fatty acid transport. Gene Ontology annotation, cellular component: cytosol; nucleus. Gene Ontology annotation, molecular function: fatty acid binding. The record is from RefSeq and is a predicted model, not a curated record.
CGCCCCGCAGAGCUCCCCUCCCCGCGGGAGAGGGUCCGGGCCGCCCUGCGAGCCAGCUCUGUGCCGGCUGCCCGUCUGCCCUGCUCCUUGCGCUCUUUCCUCCGCACCGUCCGCCCCGUCCCUCUGCCCCAGGAUGCCUCCCAACCUCACCGGCUAUUACCGCUUCGUCUCCCAGGAGAACAUGGACAAUUACCUGCGCGCUUUAGAUAUAAACGUGGUCCUGCGAAAACUGGUUUGCCUACUGAAGCCUGACAAAGAAAUCAUUCACACGGGAGAUCACAUGGUCAUCCGCACCAUCACCUCCCUGAGGGACUACGUGAUGGAUUUUGACCUGGGAGUCCAGUUUGAGGAAGACUUGGGACCUGUGGAUGGACGCAAAUGCCAGACAACUGUCUCCUGGGAGGGGGAUCAGCUGGUGUGUGAGCAGCUAGGAGAGAAGAGGAACCGAGGCUGGAGGCACUGGCUGGAGGGGGACAAGCUGCAUCUGCGCAUGACUGCUGAAGAUGAGAUCUGCGUCCAAGUUUUCCAGAAGGUGAAGUGAUCGUUCCCCGGAGGGAUGCCCGGACGGGACCCUCGCUCCUCAGUAUGAGAAAGAAAACGAAACAAGACCCGAGCGAGCCGA